UUUGUUGUUAUUUAAAGUGCAUCUCAUAGAAAAAGUGCCAAAAGUUCUGCCUCUAGCAGGGAUGUUUUGCCAUCGGUAACGAAACUUCCUAAAGGGACAGAGGAACAGAAUGACGUCCGAACGAUUUCACAGAGCUGCACGCGAUGGCGCCUUAGACAUCUUAAAAGAAGCAACAAAAAAGGAUUGUAACGCGCGGGAUGACGGUGGAAUGACCCCUACAUUAUGGGCAGCCUUUGAAGGUCAUAUAGAUGCUCUGAGACUGCUCGUCGCCAGAGGGGGGGAUCCCGACAAAACCGAUUAUUUUGGUAAUACGGCCCUUCACCUGGCAGCGGCAAGGGGUCAUGAAUAUUGCGUCAAGUUCCUCGUGAAAUUCGGCUGCAAUAUUUGGUCAUUGGAUAUCGACAGGCAUUCAGCUAGAGACUUGGCUGCUAUAAAUGGUAGAGAGAUGACUCUUCAGUUUCUAGAUCUCGCUCAAGCUGAUCAAGAAUUAAAUAAUCGCAAAAAGAGUCGCUUACUUCGAGAAAAGGCAGAAAAAGAUGCUGAAAAAAGAUUAAAAGAAUAUAUGAAAAAACAGAAGAUGGCGGAAAUCAGAGCUGAAAAGGAACAGAAAAAGUUAUCAAAAGAUCGAACGAAAUUGGAUUUAGCUACGGUUAACGAAACCGGCAUUCUACCUCACAAACCCAGUAUGUUGACCUUCAAAGGUCGAGUGAAGCCUUCACCAACAUUCAGCGAUAUCGUUGGCACUACUGCAAAGAAACAAGGCAGUGCAGUGUGCAGAAAAGCUUUAGCGAGAAAAGCCGUUGAUGAUUUCAAAGUAGUAGAGAUUGAAGUAAAUGGAAAAAAAUCGAUACGUAGUCUCACUGGUCUUAGAAGAGAUUCUGAAGUAAUGUACGUAGGAACUUACGAAACGCAAACUCAACAAGCAGGAAGAAGAGGAAAAAUCUCUGACGUUUGGGGUACACUAAGCAAAGCACAAAGUACUCCUGAUCUCUUGGGCGAUCGAUCCUUUGACGAAGAUAUCGAACAAGAUGAUAGAGAAAACAUGGAUGGCGUAGGAGAUAAUGUUUUGCUGCAAGAACCGGCAAGUAUCUUCAAUCGUCCUGGUUUUGGAUCGGUAGCAUUUCGAAGAGCGAUAACAACUACUUUUGAUAAUCUACCAGUCUCGCAAGUGGAUGCACAUGAACAAAACGGUAACUCUUGCGUGAAUGGUUCUGUAAACGGAUCUAUAAAUGGUCAUAGAACCAACUCAAAUGGACACAACGAAGAAAUCAGCAUAGGAAGCGCAGGUAGUUUAGCUCGCCGACAAAGUAUGUGGGAUGAUGAUUUGCUUUCAGAGGAAGAAACCGAUGAAGAAUGGACGCCAUUGCAAAGAUUUUUAGUUGCCAAUAAUCUUUCAUCGGUACAUCCGGUUUUAGAAUCAGAACAAAUUGAUCUAGAAGCCCUAAUGUUACUAACUGAAACUGAUAUAGCGGCACUUAAACUUCCACUUGGACCUAAAAGGAAAUUAAUGAAUGCAAUAGCUAACAGGAAAAGAGCAUUAGAUACUCCAGAAAAUGUCAUUAAAGAUAGUAGACUGUGAAACUUGAAAUAUUACUGAGGAAACAAAAGAAUAUUAGCUUUAUUUUCAAAUAUUUUAAUCUUGCCUAAUAAAUUGCUUAAGUACCUACUAAAAAAUUAUACAACUAAUUUCUAACACAAAACUAAAUUGUAUACAACAUAUAAAAAAUCAAUACAAACUUUAAUUAUAGUUCAUAUAAAAUUUCGCGUGAUUAUUUUAAUUACACGGAUGUGUAGGUGUUAUAAAAUUACAUUAUUUUUUUGCUACAAUCAAAUCAUAAGACGCGAUGUAUCGCUUCUUGCCAUUUUCCUUAUAAUUAAUGUACUACAAAAAAUGUACUACAAAAUGUACUACAAAAAGCUACUCAUUUCCGGAAAAAAUUACAAGCCAUAAAAGUAUAAAUUAAUAAUUCACUGUAUGAACGACAUGUUGAAAUACUAUUUCAUCGUGCAAAAAUCCUAAUUUUUUGCUUGUAUGGUGCCUUAAAACAAUAGAAUACAUUACUAAGUUAAUUAAUGUAAAUGAGAAUGUAAAUGCCAAUUUAAUAGAAUGUAUCUUUAUAGAUUCUUUAGACAAUAGGAUAAGUGAAAUUAAUUUUUUCUUAUUGGUCAUAUAAAUACAAUAUACAAAGUGUACAAAUCGCAUAAAACUAAAACAUGUAAAUAUGAUACGAAUAAAUAUCGAAAACAUUUUAUAAGAUAGUCUUAUUUUGUAAAAAAUAUAUUAAUAAUUUGUACACAAAAGGCAAAUACUAACAAUAUAAUAAUAUUUUUUUCUUUGUAAUUUUAUUUGUAAAUGAUUAUCUUACAAACAAGAGACGCAAAAAUAUACAAGCUUCUUAUAGUCGCAAAAAAUUACAGCACCAUUUUUCGCCUCGCCGCGAACACCCAUUUCAUGUUCUCUUACGGUUUUUCCGUGUUCGUGCAAGUAGAAUUUGGUGAUACAUUUGUUGACAAAAAAGUACAUCACGUUGCGAUUAAUGUGCAUCAGAAUAAAAAAAAUGGUUUGUAGAAAAUUUGUUGGUGCCCUGUGUUUGUGACACGUACGCGUUUCUACGCACCUGUAUAAUUAGCGUACGAACUACCAUUAUUGUGAAAAAGAUAUGAUACAGAAGUGAUUCUCGCGAUCUCACCUACUAAGGCUGCCCGAUUAAUCGAUUAAUGAAUAAUAAAUAUUGAUGUUUAACUUGUCCGAUUAUUCUAGAGUACUAUCAAUUUAUUAAUAUAAAAACGGAUUAAUUUAUUUUUACUAUUAAUCGAUUAAUUUCAGAGCCCUAUAAGCUAUGUCUUCUGUUUCUAUACACAACAGUCGGUUUUGCAUAAUGGCAAUUUCAUUGAAAACUCCUUUUGGCAGCAAAUAUGAAUGACAAAUUUCGUUAAAGAAACACGGAAGUCAUCGAUUCACAAAAAGAUUAUUUAUAACGUAAAAUUUAAUUUCUUCAUAAAAGAUAUUCGUUUCCUAUUCAUUUACAAUCUCAAAAUA
Bombus terrestris (buff-tailed bumblebee) is the source of this 3040-nucleotide messenger RNA. It is a transcript of the gene Sans, whose product is annotated as Usher syndrome type-1G protein homolog. The coding region runs from base 110 to 1579 and encodes 489 amino acids. Gene Ontology annotation, molecular function: protein binding. The transcript has 7 exons. The record is from RefSeq and is a predicted model, not a curated record. NCBI's taxonomy places the organism in Eukaryota, Metazoa, Arthropoda, Insecta, Hymenoptera, Apidae.